This is a messenger RNA of Ipomoea nil (Japanese morning glory), 5347 nucleotides long. RefSeq lists its product as uncharacterized. Lineage: Eukaryota; Viridiplantae; Streptophyta; Magnoliopsida; Solanales; Convolvulaceae. The record is from RefSeq and is a predicted model, not a curated record. The transcript has 19 exons. The coding region runs from base 521 to 4759 and encodes 1412 amino acids. Gene Ontology annotation, biological process: regulation of transcription by RNA polymerase II.
AUUUCCCAACUCCAACUCCCACUCCCACUCCCACUCCACUCCAAUCCCCACCGUCACACAAUCUCUCUCUCUACGCGAACGCGUUCUCGACUGCCUCCAUAUAACGCGACUCUCUCUCUUUCUCUCUCUUGAAAGUGAAAUCGAACGGCCAGAAAACGGAUCAGAAAUUCAGAAAUCAGAACAACAAAAACAAUCACGAAACGUCUCUCCCUCACCACCCCAUCUCUCUCUCUCCCUGGAAAAAUCUAUCUCUCGUUCGCAUACAUAUACGUCAAAUACUCGAAUACGUAUAUUUAUUUUGAUUUUAUAUAUAAUUUCGUUUUUGUUUAUUUAUUGGUGAUUGGUGAUAGGAUAGGCUAGGGUUAGGGCGUGGAUUUGAUAUUGUGGUGGUGGUGGUGGUGGCGGCGGUUGGUGGAGGAGAUGACCGGCGUCGGCAGCUGCGGGAAAAACCUAGCCCUAAUUCGGUACGUAGGUUCUCAGUGGUGAAAUUAUUGAUAGGGCCUCGUGUUUCGCGGUAAUUAUGAAACCGCCCCUGCCUUCGGAAGUGGGGAUGGAUUUCUACACGCAGGCUUGUAAAGCGCUCUGCAAGCGCUCCCCAUUCGAUUCCGAGGAUGCGCAGGCGUCUACUCUGUCUCUUACACUUCCCAGUGGGCUGGCUCAGCUGCUGUCCAAGCAUUCUGAUAGUCGGAAGAAGCACAAGAAGUCGCAUUCCGGUUCGGAAACAAAGUCUUCUUCGCGACAAGAUAAGGUUCGUCUCUCCGGCUUUUGGGCGGAAAUGGAGGACUACUUUCGGGAGUUAACGGUCGAUGAUAUUGAAAGACUUUAUCAGCUUCCUUCUUUUCCACCAUCUAAGAGCGACAAGUUAUUUUCAAUCCCUUCAGUUUGCAAUGCGGGUAAUGCAGAGGCAGUUGUGCAUAAUCCGAAUGCAAUUGCUUUGAAUAGUGGGGUUUCGGAUAAAGAAGGUUCUAUACGGGAAAAAAAUGAGCAGCGCCUUAUGGAUGUUGAUAGUGUAGGAACUGCCUCUUUGUCUAAAUCAGUAAGGAUGGAGAAGGUUUUUCCUCCUUUUAGCGGCCUAGAGUGGCUGUUAGGUUCUAGGUCAAAGAUAUAUCUCACCUCAGAGAGGCCCAAUAAGAAAAGGAAGCUGUUGGGAGGGGAAGCUGGGUUGGAGAAGCUUAUGGUUGCUCACCCAGUGGAAGGGUCAGCUUCUUUGUGUCACUAUUGCAGUUUUGGUGACAUGGGUGAUACUUUGAACCGGUUGGUUGUUUGUGGUUCCUGUGGCAUGGCAGUUCAUCAGAGAUGUUAUGGGGUGCAGGAUGAUGUUGAGUGUUCUUGGAUGUGCUCCUGGUGCAAGCAAAAGAAUCCAUUACUAAGCCAUGAGAAGCCAUGCCUGCUUUGUCCCAAGCAGGGUGGCGCCAUGAAACCUUCUCAGAAGAGGGGUUUGGGAUGUCAAGAGCAGUCUGCUGUUGAGUUUGCUCACCUGUUUUGUUGUCAGUGGAUGCCUGAGGUUUAUGUUGAGAACACCCGGAUGAUGGAACCUAUAGUGAACAUUGAUGGCAUAAAAGAAACUCGAAGAAAGUUAAUUUGUUAUCUAUGUAAGGUGAAACAUGGGGCUUGUGUUCGGUGUAGUAAUGGAGCUUGCAGAACAUCUUUUCAUCCUAUAUGUGCAAGGGAGGCAAGACACAGAAUGGAGAUAUGGGGGAAGCUCGGUAGUGAUGAUGUUGAGCUGCGUGCAUUUUGCUCAAAGCACUCCGAAGUCCAUAACAAUGGCAGCAGUCAGCAGAAUGGCAAUGCGGCUGUACAUCUGUCUGUUGUUUCUUAUUCCAAUGAUACCAAUCAGAUGACAGCAUCAACAAUGAACAAGCCUCAAAAGUUAAAAAUUAGCCAACGUAAUGGCGAUAAUAUGGCUAAUGGAAUCAGAGGUGCAAACUUGGAUCAAGAUAAAUUGAAUAAUGAUGUCUCUCUUGAGGAAGGGCUGUUGGGCAGACAGGGCAGUGUAUCUAAUUCCAAAUGUCAAACCUCUCUUGGUGACUCAUUGCAGCAUAUUAGUAAGGAUUUGUUGGAAGUAUGCAUAAAUGAAGAUAGUAAUGCCGCUGAUCCUUUGAGUGUUACCAUUGUAUUGAAGAAGUUAAUUGAUCGGGGAAGUGUUGAUGUGGAUGACCUGGCUUCAGAGAUGGGCGUCUCUUCUGAUUCAUUUGCCUCGAUGCUCAAUGAUGAUCACAUUGUCGGUGAGUUGCAUUGUAAAGUAGUUAAGUGGCUUAGGAAUCGUCCCAACGUAGGAAAUGUACAGAAAACUUUGAGAGUUAAAAUCAAACCAACAUUGGCUACAAAAUCUGAGACUGCUGUUGCUGAUAAUGCUGAUUCUGUUAAAUUAACAGACCCUGAGAUUUCCAAUAAUAUUCCUGUUAAGUCUGUUCCACCUCAUAGACGAACCAAAAACAAUACAAGGAUUGCAAAGGAUGACAAGUUGUGUUCAGCUACAGAUCUACCUAUAAAUGACAGAUUAAAGAAAGUUGAAGUUCAACCAUAUCUGCAUGAUGUUGUUGAUUCAAAUCCAGUUAAAGAUCCUCCUUGUUCCAGUCCACAGAAGAUAUCUACUGAGCAUGUCUCAUCUCAUGAUACCUCUGCAAAUGAGUCUUACAAUGAUGAAGCAGUUGGGCUAUCAACUGCUUCAGCCAAUGGCCAUUCUGAUGAGGGAGCUGCUGCUUCAGAUCAGUGUCCUGCCUUGAAAGAUGAUUCAAAGAUUCCUAGUUUUUUUCCUCCGAACAGCGUACCUGAUAUCAUGAAGCUGGAAAAAUCUGCAUCUUACAUUCACCCACUUAUUGUACAUAAAUUAAAUGACUUGGGGGAGGCAGUCACUGUGGAGAGUGGUGUUACAUGUUUGAGACAAAGAGAAGCAUCAAGGCCUGAAGCUUCCUCUAGUUCUGGGACUUGCUGCAAUGAUCAGAAUCAACCAUCAACUUCUGGUGACUCUAUUUCCAAGUAUAAUGGGACAACUCUAGAGCAGUUAAUCAAAUCAAAGAAUACGGGUCUUUUGAAAAUGUCACCCAUGGAUGAUGUCGAAGGAGAAAUUAUUUUUUAUCAGCACAAGCUAUUAUCUAAUACUGCAGCAAGAAAACGCCUUAGUGAUGAUUUGAUCAGUAAAGUUGCAAGAAGCCUCCAGCAGGAGAUUAAUGCUGCUAGAAAGCAAGAAUGGGAUUCUGUUUUAGUUAGUAAAUAUCUGUAUGAGCUUAGAGAGGCCAGAAAACAAGGAAGGAAAGAGAGGAGGCACAAAGAAGCUCAGGCUGUACUGGCUGCUGCAACUGCUGCUGCUGCUGCAUCUUCUAGGAUGUCAUCAUUGAGGAAAGAUAAUCUUGAAGAAUCCAUUCAUCAUGAGGACCUAUCCAAGAUGACUACUUCCAAUCAAAUGCCCCAGCAGAAUCCUCGUGCAAAAGAGUCAUUUUCAAGGUCAAGUGCUAUGCAGGGUUUAUCAGAAAGCAUCUCUGACCCUAUCCAGUUGGGCUCUGAUUUUUCUAGAGACCACCCUAGAAUUUGUGAUGUCUGUGGACGGUCUGAGACAAUUUUAAAGUCCAUCCUUGUUUGUUCUGCAUGCAAGGUUGCUGUGCACUUGGAUUGCUAUUGUAGUGUCAGAAACUCAGCAGGGCCGUGGUAUUGUGAACUAUGCGAUGAUAAAUUGCAUGGAGGAUUGGGAAUACCCGCUGCUAAUUUAUGGGACAAGGAGAAACCCUGUUUUGUUGCAGAAUGUGGUUUAUGUGGUGGCACUACGGGUGCUUUUAGAAAGUCAACUGACGGUCACUGGGUGCAUGCAGUUUGUGCUGAAUGGGUGUUGGAGUCUACUUUCAGAAGGGGACAAGUGAAUUCAAUUGAGGGAAUGGCAAUAGUUCGCAAGGGGAACGAUGUCUGUGUUAUUUGCCAUAGGAAACAUGGUGUAUGCAUCAAGUGUAGUUAUGGGCACUGCCGCAGCACAUUCCAUCCUUAUUGUGCUAGGAGUGCUGGCUUAUUCAUGACUAGUAAAACAGUGGGUGGGAAGUUGCUGCACAAAGCUUACUGUGACAAACAUAGCAUGGACCAGAGACUAAAGGCUGAGACACAUAAACUUGGGAUAGAAGAGCUACAGCGUCUACGGCACAUCAGGGUUGACUUGGAGAAAAUACGCUUGCUUUGUGAAAGAAUAAUAAAAAGAGAAAAAUUGAAGCGUGAACUGGUCUUUUGCUCACAUGAGGUCCUUGCCUCUAGGAGAGAUGCAGUUGUUUUAUCUGCCCUCUCUCGUCAUCCUUUUUCCCAACAGGACGUGAGUUCAGAUUCGGCUACUACUACAUCUAUGAGGGGUUACACAGAUGGGUGUAAAUCUGGCAGUGAAACAGUCCAGAGAUCAGAUGACAUUACAGUUGACAGUGCAAUUGCUGGUAAACGACGGGGCAAGUUCCCUGUAUCGAUGGAUAAUGACCAAAAGACUGAUGACAGCUCUACAUCACCUAUCUUUUUUACACCUAAACCAAUGGAGAGAGUUUCCUCCUCUGGGAAGCAAAUUCCACUGAGGCAUCUUUUAUCAAGGAAUCCUUCACAUGAUGAGGAUAAGCGAAUGAGUUAUAGAAAGCACAUGGAAACUUUUCAAAAAGAGCUGGUAAUGACAUCUGAUCAAGCGACUAUGAAGAAUCAGCGGUUACCAAAGGGAUAUGUGUAUGUUCCCAUUCAAUGCCUUUCUAAGGAGGAGGAUGUUCCAGACACAUGUUCUCAAGAACCCCUGGAUCAUGAUGGGUAAGCUUUGUGUUUCCUCUUUGGAAAUGAUGGAUGUCUUCCUGGUUAGCAAUGAACAUGCUAUCUCCGGUGGAUCUGCUGCUCCUGCUGGAGCAUACCACAACCUUUAUCUUGGGAAGGAACUAGAAUGAUUUAUUGCCAUGAUGGGAGCUGGAAUGAUUUAUUGUCAUGAUGCUGGUGAGGAUGUUUGAUCAUUUUUGUAUAUCCAUAUUCCAGAGCUUGCUAUUCCCAAGGAUUGAGGUUGUCUCUUAUCAAGUGCUUUGAAUUGCACACCAUGAUAGUUAUUUGUUCUUAUGGAAGGGGUGACAAUAGCUCUGCAGCAUGUAAUUGUAUACAUCACUUAGAAGAGUAGUGGCAAACCGUGUAAAGUCAGUGUAUAUACGCACAAUGCUAACCAUCAAAGCAAUUAGUGCAAAAUCAGAUUUGAAGAGAUGUAACUUAUUUAUUGUUAAUUUAGAUUGUGACUGUUGAUGCCUUAGCUUCUUGUUUAUUGCAUGUAGCAACAUACCAGUCAGAAGCUGGAAACCAUGUGAUUUAUUCUCCUUCUGAGAUCUGGCUAUGCCAUCAAUUAAUUGACAUCAAGUGCGAAUAA